AUGCCGCCUCGACACCAAACUCUCCCUCCGGCGGCCACGUCCUCCGCGCGCGAAGCCCUGCAGUCCUUCUACUGUACCCUCUGCUCCAAAGGCUACUCCCGCAUGAACGACUAUGAAGCCCACCUUUCGUCAUACGACCACAGCCACAAGCAGCGCCUGAAGGACAUGAAGGCCAUGGUCCGCGACCCCAACGCCGGCGCCCGCGCCCGUCGUGCUGAAGCCAAGGCCGGUGGAAUAGUGAGCAUCAAGCUUGCCCAGAACGACGCAGCUCCCCAGCAAUUGGCGGGUGGCAAUUCUGGCGGAGGAGGGGGCUUCAAGAAGGGUGGCUUCAAAAAAUCGGGAUUCAAGUCGGCGUUCGCGCCCGCGGAUGCUCCACCUGCAGCGGCCGCUGCCUCAUCAAACCCAGCCGAGACUCCGGAGAGCGACGUCAGACGUGCUCCUCUGGACGCUUCUGCCGCACCGCUGGCCGGACUUGCUGCCGAGAGACCCGGCUUGGUCGAGAGUGAUACCGACGAUGAGGGUUACGAAUACUACGACCCACGAUACCCUACCGAUUGA
Sodiomyces alkalinus F11 is the source of this 558-nucleotide messenger RNA. RefSeq lists its product as hypothetical. Lineage: Eukaryota; Fungi; Ascomycota; Sordariomycetes; Glomerellales; Plectosphaerellaceae. The record is from RefSeq and is a predicted model, not a curated record. The transcript has 2 exons. Bases 1 to 558 code for a protein of 185 amino acids.